Entelurus aequoreus (snake pipefish) is the source of this 1746-nucleotide messenger RNA. RefSeq names its product carboxypeptidase A6 (gene cpa6). The transcript is spliced from 11 exons. The record is from RefSeq and is a predicted model, not a curated record. Gene Ontology annotation, molecular function: zinc ion binding; metallocarboxypeptidase activity. Gene Ontology annotation, biological process: proteolysis. NCBI's taxonomy places the organism in Eukaryota, Metazoa, Chordata, Actinopteri, Syngnathiformes, Syngnathidae. Bases 147 to 1481 code for a protein of 444 amino acids.
CGGAGCAUUUUGGCACCUCCUGCACAUCAGGUGUCAUAAAGUCCUAGAAGAAGACGUGGGAGGAUUGAAUCCUGGAUGUUUAAUUAUCCAGCUGGAGAACACCCUGCAAACUUGGAAGUCCUUCUGAAAUCUUCUCUGCUGCAAAGAUGAGGCUCGACUUAUUUGCCCUUCUCUUGCUGCCUUGUGUGAUCAUCAGCAGUACUACUACUGCUACUGGACGUCUCUACAAGAACCGCUAUGCUGGCGAUCAAGUCUUCAGGAUAACCCCGAGUAAUGACGAGGAGGUGCACGCACUCACCAACAUUCUGGAACACAUCAAGGUGGACCUAUGGCAUCCGAACAGCGUUUCUCUGAUCAGCUUCAACGCUACAGUGGAUGUACACAUCAGACGUAAAGACACACGACGACUACGUGGCAGUUUAAAGCAAGAAGGUAUCCAAUAUAGGGUUUUUAUCUCCAAUCUUCAGGAGGAAAUUGAAAGGCAGCAGACGGGCCGUCGCUCCUCUCGCCAGCGCAGGUCAGAGAGUCAGCACGACUAUGAGGUCUACCACUCCCUGGAAGAGAUCCAGACGUGGAUGUUUGAUAUGAACACAACUUAUCCUGAACUACUCCAAAUGUUCUCCAUUGGGAAGUCCUACGAGGGACGACCGCUUUAUGUCCUUCAGAUAGGAAAGAGAAGUCGCCCCCAGAAAAAAGCCGUCUGGAUCGACUGCGGGGUCCACGCUAGGGAGUGGAUAGGCCCCGCUUUCUGUCAGUGGUUCGUCAAAGAGGCCAUCAAUUCCUACCGCUAUGACCCAAACACACGACGAUUGCUCAACCAGCUCAACUUCUACAUCAUGCCCGUCUUCAACGUGGAUGGAUACCACUUCAGCUGGACCAAAGAUCGAUUCUGGAGGAAGACCCGAUCUAAAAACCGCAAGUUCCAUUGCAGAGGAGUCGAUGCUAACAGAAACUGGAAAGUGAAAUGGUGUGAAGAGGGAGCGUCGUCCCACCCCUGCGAUGACACGUACUGCGGCCCCUUCCCCGAGUCUGAACCUGAGGUCAGGGCGGUGGCCAAGUUCCUGCGCAAGCACAAGAAGCGGGUCAAAGCCUACAUCUCCAUCCACGCCUACGCCCAAAUGCUCCUCUACCCGUACUCUUACAAGUACGCCACCAUCCCCAACUUCAACUGCGUGGAGUCGGCAGCUCACAAUGCAGUCACAGCGCUUUAUUCAGCCUAUGGCAUCAAGUACAGAUAUGGACCUGCUUCUACGACCCUCUAUGUUAGCUCAGGCAGUUCCAUAGACUGGGCCUACAGGAAUGGCAUCCCGUACGCAUUUGCGUUUGAGUUGAGGGACACGGGCUACUUUGGCUUCCUGUUACCAGAGUCUCUGAUCAACCCCACGUGCACUGAGACUAUGCGAGCGGUGAAGGCCAUCGCCACAGGCUUGCUGAAGAAGUGCCCCCCUUACAGUGACCCCGACACAUUACCAUAUCUAUAAAUGCACUAUAAAAUCAUUUUCAUUUGUUUUUUAUACAAAAUAUUGUCUCAUUCUUCGAAAAUAUGAAAAAUAAGCUUCUUGCAGGAAGUGGCGGACAUUGAAGCACUUGUCAUGAUCCAGCGGCACUUUGCUGACUCAAGAAAGUACCAUGAUUUGACUUCUAAUGAACCCUAAUGUACACCUAUGAAUGCCUUCAUUGCUAAAACAUGUUUUUUCUUAUCAGCUGUAUGUGAUUUUGUUUUGUUAUUUACAGGAAAUAACCUGU